This is a messenger RNA of Mus caroli (Ryukyu mouse), 1160 nucleotides long. Its product is annotated as olfactory receptor 13C7. The record is from RefSeq and is a predicted model, not a curated record. Gene Ontology annotation, molecular function: olfactory receptor activity; G protein-coupled receptor activity. Gene Ontology annotation, biological process: G protein-coupled receptor signaling pathway. Gene Ontology annotation, cellular component: membrane. NCBI's taxonomy places the organism in Eukaryota, Metazoa, Chordata, Mammalia, Rodentia, Muridae.
AGCCGAAUGUACCAUGGACAGAUCCAAUGAGACCGCCCCCCUGUCCGGCUUCAUUCUCCUGGGCCUCUCCGCCCACCCAAAGCUGGAGAAAACCUUCUUCGUGCUCAUCCUGCUGAUGUACCUGGUGAUCCUGCUGGGCAAUGGGGUCCUCAUCCUGGUGAGCAUCCUCGACUCCCACCUACACACACCCAUGUACUUCUUCCUGGGGAACCUCUCCUUCCUGGACAUCUGCUACACCACCUCCUCUGUCCCCCUCAUUCUGGACAGCUUCCUGACCCCCAGGAAGACCAUCUCCUUCUCAGGCUGUGCCGUGCAGAUGUUUCUGUCCUUUGCCAUGGGAGCCACAGAGUGUGUGCUCCUGAGUAUGAUGGCGUUUGAUCGUUAUGUGGCCAUCUGCAACCCCCUUAGAUACCCUGUGGUCAUGAACAAGGCUGCCUAUGUGCCCAUGGCUGCCGGUUCCUGGGCCGGUGGUAUCACUAAUUCUGUAGUGCAGACAUCUUUGGCAAUGCGGCUGCCCUUUUGUGGGGACAAUGUCAUCAAUCACUUCACCUGUGAGAUCCUGGCAGUCCUGAAACUGGCCUGUGCUGACAUCUCCAUCAAUGUCAUCAGCAUGGUUGUGGCCAACAUGAUCUUCUUGGCAGUCCCAGUCCUCUUCAUCUUUGUCUCCUAUGUCUUCAUCCUUGUGACAAUCCUGAGGAUCCCCUCUGCUGAGGGGAGGAAGAAGGCCUUCUCCACCUGCUCUGCCCACCUCACCGUGGUNNUNGUCUUCUAUGGGACCAUCCUCUUCAUGUACGGGAAGCCCAAGUCCAAGGACCCACUGGGGGCAGACAAGCAGGACCUUGCAGACAAGCUCAUCUCCCUCUUCUAUGGAGUGGUGACCCCCAUGCUGAACCCCAUCAUCUACAGCUUGAGAAACAAGGAUGUGAGGGCCGCUGUGAGGAACCUGGUGGGCCAGAAACACCUAACUGAGUGACUGUUACAGUGCAGAACUUCCAACUUCUUCGUUGUGUUUGUGAGGGAAGAGGGAUGCAAUGAAGAGGGGCCACUUCCCCGGGGUCCAGGUAAUGAACUCAGAACUAAGACUAUAAACAAACUAUCAACGUUCCUUAGGCAUCAGUGCUUCUAGUUAACAGGCUGGAAGGACAAGCCUUUACACCUUU